AUGGAACGCGCGGUGAUAUUAUUUGGUACGGUGUUGUUAACAUGUUCGAUACCAAUAGGGGGCACGCUAAAUAAUGACACAGAUAUCGAAGCAACUGACUAUCCUGGAGAAGGAAUGGAAGACGAUAAUGUACCUUUUGUUCCUUGCUCUGGCCCAAAUUGUAUAUACAAGUGUUGUUCUCAUGGUGAAUGUAUUCGACUGAGGCAAUGCGUUCCUUGUGAUGCAGGUUCUAAUUUCUCUACGUUCAUUGUAUAUGAUGAGAACAUUGUAGAUAUAGGCAAGAGAGUGCCGGAUAUGUUUCAUAUUGUACCAGAGAUAUACAAGAGUAAAGAAGAGUUCCAAGAUUCAGCUGUGAACGUGUAUCAAAUUGAAUUCAAUCCUUAUAUUAUAAAGACUGGUGAGUUAAUUCUAGAGGCUCCAAACUCAUAUCACCGUUGGAUUACAGUUCAGAGAGAUUACUUCUGCGUAGACUACUUCAUAACAAAAAAGGGAAAAUUGAUAAAUACACCAAAGAUUUGGGCUAUUGUUGAAGGGGAAGAAUAUCCUGAAAGCGAUAUUAGUUUAACUGCCGCUACGUUGGUGUCCUGUUUUUUCUUGUUGUUAGUACUGGUGGUAUAUUUCCUGCUGCCUGAACUUCAAAACUUAUGUGGCAUGAUCUUAAUGGCGUAUGUGGGCAGUCUGUUCAUGGCCUUUUUACUACUUGCGACUAUCCAAUUAGAUAGAUAUGAAGACAACGCAUGCAUCGGCUUAACCAUGGGUAUCUAUUACUUUUUCUUGGCGAGUUUCUGUUGGAUGAGUGUCAUGUCUUACGACAUCUGGUGGACCUUCAGGGGUUACGCUAAAGCACGUCCCAUUCAUCGCCGUGGUGAAAGUUUCAAGUUUCUCAUGUACUGUUUGUACGCUUGGGGUGUUCCAUUGCUCAUGACUAUCUUCAUUUUCGUAGUUAAUACCAUUGACAUGUCUCACAUGCCUUGGUUCAUCACUCCCAAUGUGCCAGGAAUGGGUUGUUUCCUAGAAGGUGGAAAUAAAAUGCUGUACCUAUAUAUACCAAUGCUGAUUCUGAUCGUGUGUAACUGGAUGUUCUAUCUGAUGACGGCUUUCAACGUGUGGCGCUUGAGUCGUGGGACUGCCGUGCUAGAUUCUGCUGCUGCUGGUACACCUGCAGCACACCGUUCUCAGAGAAACAGGCUGAUGGUGUAUUUGAAGUUAUCAGUAGUGAUGGGAGUAAACUGGGUGUUUGAAAUUAUAAGCUUUAAAUUCCCUGGAUUCAAAGGAUGGUACAUAUCUGACGUCUACAAUAUACUUAUUGGCUUUCUAAUAUUCCUCAUAUUUGUGUGCAAGAAGGAUAUAUACAGAAAACUUUACAAACGUUACGCGUUGCACCCAAGACGGUUUUAUCCAGGUUCUGUUGCUGGAUCCCGGAGUUAUUCCAGUACGAGUUCUGAUUCCAAUCCAGAAACCACUACGCUUCAAAUAUGUGCAAAUCCAAAAGGAUUUAACGGUUACUAG
This is a messenger RNA of Arctia plantaginis, 1509 nucleotides long. NCBI's taxonomy places the organism in Eukaryota, Metazoa, Arthropoda, Insecta, Lepidoptera, Erebidae. The record is from the annotation of a GenBank genome assembly.